Acanthosepion pharaonis is the source of this 558-nucleotide messenger RNA. NCBI's taxonomy places the organism in Eukaryota, Metazoa, Mollusca, Cephalopoda, Sepiida, Sepiidae. The record is from the annotation of a GenBank genome assembly.
AUGAAACCCAGAAGAUGCCUUACAAAAGCAGUAACAUCAUGUGCGAAUACAGACAAAUGCCAAGCGUUCUUUGACAUCAAAGAGAAUUUAAGAGCUCGGAAUUACACGGCAUAUCUUCCCCCCCUCUCCUCACCAUUUAUUCUUUCUUUUCUCCCUUCCCCUUUCCUUCCCCGACUUCUUUCCCUCUCGCUCCCCUACAUCAAAGAAGCAAUGUCUAUUCAGACUGCUCAUAUCUAUCCCAAUCUGUUCAUAUCUAUCUAUCUAUUCUAUUCUAUUCUAUUCCAUCCUUUCCUUUCCAUGUUCUUUGUACGUGGAGACAUUCAAAUCUUUUCUUUUCUGUCGCUCCAUCUCUGUUUUCGUUUCUCUCUUUUCAUCUAUCUUUAUACACACUCUCAUAAAUAUUCUAUAACUAUUUUCUAUCUUUCUCUUUCGCUCUAUCCCCCACCCCUUUCUCUCAUCUGCUACUUUUCUCUCAAUAUCAUUUCAGAUUUCUAUAUUUCUCUCUCUCUCUCUCUGUCUCUCUCUCUCUCUCUUUUUCUCGUUGCCUUUGUCUGGUAA